CCCUGGAGAUAUUGAAAAAGAGACUGGAUGUGGCACUCAGUGCCAUGGUCUAGCAACCGCAACGGUGGUUCAAGGGUUGGACUCGAUGAUCUCUGAGGUCCCUUCCAACCCAGCCAAUUCUAUGAGUCUAUCAACCGCCAUUAUUACUCCACCCAACAUCCCUAACGGCUGCCGGCCCCACCCCCGCGGCCCGGGGCCGAACUGUCCCUCGGCGGCCGCCGUGGCGGUCAGGUGAGCGGCGUCACAUGACGGCGGCGGCAGCGGCUGCAGCGGCGGGGCGGAGUGCAGCAACCGCGGCGGCCUCCGAGUGCGCGGGCUCCCCCGGGCCGGCGGAGGGGCGGCCUCAGCCUCCUGCCUCCCACAGCACUCACCCGCCGGCGUGCCCCUGGGGUACACUUUAAUUAUCAGUCAAGAUGGAUAUCGGAGGUGCUGUAGAUGCUGCUGUCCCAACAAACAUCAUUGCUGCCAAAGCUGCUGAAGUUCGGGCAAACAAAGUAAACUGGCAGUCAUACCUCCAAGGGCAGAUGAUUUCUGGUGAAGACUGUGAAUUUAUUCAAAGAUUUGAACAGAAGAGAAAUCCAGAAGAAAAGCAGGAGUUGUUACAAACAGAAGGCAAUCAAUGUGCUAAAACAUUUAUAAACUUGAUGACUCACAUCUCCAAGGAACAGACCGUUCAGUACAUUCUGACUAUGAUUGAUGAUAUGCUGCAAGAAAAUCAUCAGCGUGUUUCUAUCUUCUUUGAUUAUGCAAAACGUGGUAAGAACACUGCAUGGUCUUAUUUUCUGCCAAUGUUGAAUCGACAGGAUCUUUUCACUGUGCAUAUGGCAGCAAGAAUUAUUGCCAAGCUGGCUGCGUGGGGGAGGGAACUUAUGGAAGGCAGUGACUUGAAUUACUAUUUCAACUGGAUUAAAACUCAGCUCAGUUCACAGAAACUACGUGGUACAGGAGGUUCUGUGGAAGCAGGUGCAGUCUCCACAAGUGAUAGCUCCCAGUAUGUACAGUGUGUUGCUGGAUGUCUGCAGCUGAUGCUCAGGGUCAAUGAAUAUCGCUUUGCGUGGGUAGAAGCAGAUGGAGUAAAUUGUAUCAUGGGGGUCUUGAGCAACAAAUGUGGCUUCCAGCUCCAGUAUCAGAUGAUUUUCUGUGUGUGGCUGCUGGCAUUUAGCCCUCAAAUGUGUGAAUAUCUCCGUCGCUACAAUAUUGUCCCAGUGCUGUCAGAUAUUCUCCAGGAAUCUGUCAAAGAAAAAGUGACUCGAAUCAUCCUUGCAGCAUUUCGGAAUUUGUUAGAGAAAUCUACUGAGAGAGAAACUCGCCAAGAAUAUGCUCUUGCCAUGAUUCAGUGUAAAGUUUUAAAGCAGCUAGAGAAUUUGGAUCAGCAGAAAUAUGAUGAUGAAGACAUAAGUGAAGAUAUUAAAUUUCUACUGGAGAAGCUUGGUGAGAGCGUGCAAGACCUUAGCUCCUUUGAUGAGUACAGUUCUGAGCUCAAGUCAGGAAGACUGGAAUGGAGUCCUGUACACAAGUCCGAGAAGUUUUGGAGGGAGAAUGCUGUAAGACUAAAUGAGAAGAAUUAUGAACUACUCAAAAUCCUGACAAAACUUCUGGAGGUUUCUGAUGACCCACAAGUGCUGGCUGUUGCUGCUCAUGAUGUGGGAGAAUACGUACGACACUAUCCCCGUGGGAAACGAGUGAUUGAACAGCUUGGUGGUAAACAGCUGGUGAUGAACCACAUGCAUCAUGAAGACCAACAAGUUCGUUAUAAUGCACUGCUGGCUGUGCAGAAGCUGAUGGUUCAUAACUGGGAAUACCUUGGAAAGCAGCUGCAGUCUGAAGAAUCUCAAACGGGUACAGCACGAAGCUAAACAGUUCUGUCAGUUCAUGCUUAUAACUACAGUAUGUUUGUCUUUAAAUUAAUGUCAAAGAAACACUGAAAUCACAUGUUCUUUGCCUGUUUUCCUUUCCAAGUUUCCUUUGGUGUUGUUGGCUUAGUAAAAAUGUCAACUAUUCUGAUGAUUAUGCCUGUUAGCUUCCUGUUAUAUUCUGAAUGUAUAUGAGGAAAUGUGGCUAAUAUAUUGCAUUUGUUUUAUGUAUUUAUUCUCAUAAUAAAGAAUGUUAUUAAAGGAUAUUCAUUACAUGUUAUAAUUAACCUAGAAAAGUUUUUGCCUCCAUUUAGUGGGUUAUCACUUUUGUCACUUUCAAAAAAAACCAGAGCAAGCAGUCCCUGUGUAUCUCCAGGCACAUUAAUAAAGUUUUGACUGUGUUCUGUAGGGAAUGCAAUAUCCUGAGAAACAUUGAUUAUCAUACUGAAAUACAUUCCAACUCUGAGAACAGUGCUAAAAUUGUAUAUAAAAAGCAAGUUUAUUUUUUGGGGGGGGGGGAUAGGUAGGGUACUUCUGUCUUCUUAGAGACUGUAUUAAAAAAUAUGGACAUGAGAAUAGGAAAAUGAAUAUUACAUGAAUGAAAAUUCAUACACUUAAAAUUAUUAGUAAAGUUGUAUAGCAUCAGUGUUAAGGCUGUAGAACAGAAUUCAAAUUUUGUCUUUUUUAAUAGCAGAUCAGCAUUGUAUCAGCAGUAACUGAUGAACUUGGAAUUAUAUUGUUUCAGUUAUUGAAAAUACUUGUAAAUGUUAGGGUUGUAAUGUCUAUCUAAAACCUGUUGUAUUUCCUUUAUAUUAAGCAAAAUAACUUGGCUAUCAAUGUUUUCUGUUUUGUAGCCCCUGAUAGUGAAAAAAAUGUAAGCAUCAAUAAAUCAAAGAUGUUACUGGA
Messenger RNA from Calypte anna (Anna's hummingbird), 2759 nucleotides. It is a transcript of the gene ATP6V1H, whose product is annotated as ATPase H+ transporting V1 subunit H. Gene Ontology annotation, cellular component: vacuolar proton-transporting V-type ATPase, V1 domain; lysosomal membrane. Gene Ontology annotation, molecular function: proton-transporting ATPase activity, rotational mechanism. The record is from RefSeq and is a predicted model, not a curated record. Bases 414 to 1856 code for a protein of 480 amino acids. Lineage: Eukaryota; Metazoa; Chordata; Aves; Apodiformes; Trochilidae. Gene Ontology annotation, biological process: proton transmembrane transport. The transcript has 14 exons.